This is a messenger RNA of Daldinia caldariorum, 786 nucleotides long. RefSeq names its product proteasome endopeptidase complex, beta subunit. Gene Ontology annotation, cellular component: proteasome core complex. The record is from RefSeq and is a predicted model, not a curated record. The coding region runs from base 1 to 786 and encodes 261 amino acids. Lineage: Eukaryota; Fungi; Ascomycota; Sordariomycetes; Xylariales; Hypoxylaceae. The transcript is spliced from 3 exons.
AUGGAUCAUCGACCACAAGCUUGGGGCCGUCCCAGAGACGACGUCUACGGCGCCUACGAUGCCUCAUACAUGCAGACCAACGGUCCCAACCAGCACACCCAGUCUCCCGUCGUAACGGGAACGUCGGUGGUGGCGAUCAAGUUCAAGGACGGUGUGGUCAUGGCAGCAGAUAACUUGGCCUCCUACGGCUCCCUAGCCCGCUUUACCGACGUGAAGCGCAUCCGCACCUUCGCCGGCACUUCCCUCGUCGGCUUCGGCGGCGACGUCUCCGACAUGCAGUACCUGGACCGGCACCUGACGGAGCUCGCCAUCGACGAGGCCUACCACCAGACGGCGGCGCACACCCUCAACGCCCGGAGCCUGCACAAGUACCUGUCGAAGCUGCUGUACCACCGGCGCUCCAAGUUCGACCCCCUGUGGAACCACCUGCUCGUGGCCGGGCUCGACGAGGAAGGCAAGCCCUUCCUCGCCGCCGCCGACCUCCUGGGAACCACCUACUCCUCGCCCUCGCUCGCCACGGGCUUCGGCAGCAUGCUCGCCCAGCCCAUCAUGCGGCGCUACGUCCCCGACGAGGAGUCCGUCGCGAACCUGACCCGCGAGAAGGCCGUCGAGGUCGUCCGCGAGUGCAUGAAGGUCCUGUUCUACCGCGACGCCCGCUCCCUCGACGCCUACUCCCUCGCCGUCGUCACCAAGGACGGCAUCGACCUCUCCGAGAACGAGAAGCUCGAGGAGCAGAGCUGGGCCUUCGCCGACCGCAUCAAGGGCUACGGCACUCAGACCGUAUAA